Molecule: messenger RNA, 4851 nt
Organism: Trichoderma aggressivum f. europaeum
Lineage: Eukaryota; Fungi; Ascomycota; Sordariomycetes; Hypocreales; Hypocreaceae
Exons: 3
Coding region: 1-4851 (1616 amino acids)
Biological process (GO): nucleoside metabolic process
Molecular function (GO): catalytic activity; protein binding
Source: RefSeq, a predicted model, not a curated record
AUGUCCAGCUAUAAAUCCACAGACUAUACAGUAGGAUGGAUUUGCGCGCUCCCUCUCGAGCGCGCCGCGGCAGAGGCGAUGCUAGACUGCAAACACGGAGGUUCAAACAGCAGCCAGUACACGCUCGGCAGGAUCGGUGACCACAACGUUGUUAUUGCGUGCCUACCAGCGGGUUUGACCGGAACCAAUGCCGCCGCCACCGUUGCGGCCAAGUUGAUGCUGCGGUUUACGUCUAUUCGAUUUGGUCUUUUGGUAGGCAUUGGAGGAGGAGUUCCGAGCAGAGAAUCCGACAUACGGCUCGGAGAUGUAGUCGUCAGUCAACCGCGAAACGGAUAUGGUGGAGUGGUGCAGUAUGACUUUGGUAAAACUCGUCCUGGGGAGUUCGAAACGACUGGCUUUCUCAAUACACCUCCGAUUGUGCUGUUGGAUGCACUCUCAAAAAUACAAGCGGAUCAUUUGUCUGGAAAUAGCAAGUUCUCGCAAUACUUGCAAAGGGCCAAUCACCAGCUUGGGGUCAUGCCCGAUGACACCAGGACCGACAUGUUGUUUGAGUCGAGCUAUGAGCAUGUGGAAGGGCCGACAUGCGAGAACUGUGACGACAAGCAACUGGUACACAGAAAACCUCGGAAUCAAGACAUUGUUAUUCAUUACGGCACAGUGGCCUCUGGAAAUCAAGUCAUAAGAGAUGGCAUCACUAGAGAUAAACUAAGCUCGAAGCUCGGAGGGAUCCUUUGUUUCGAAAUGGAAGCAGCGGGACUUAUGAACAGCUUCCCUUGCCUGGUCAUACGAGGCAUUUGCGACUAUGCCGACUCACACAAGAACAAGGCCUGGCAACCUUAUGCUGCGUCCGCUGCAGCUUCUUAUGCGAGAGAAGUCUUGGCUGCCGUCCAUGCAAAUCAGCCACCGAUGGCUCACAUAGUCGACGACACUACAAAGACUGAAAUGCUUCGAGCUGAGAUUGACUCCAAUAUUGAUACCGUGAAUUUGAGCUGGUUUCUCUCCGUUUUGCCAGCCAUGGACCAAGGCGAAUAUAAUUUCGAUAAUCCAUCGCCAGAUUGGGAGAAGCCAGAAUAUUACUGGAUUUUCAGAAAUGCGGAUUUUAAAGAUUGGGACACAGGCGACUCUUCCCGAAUCCUGUGGCUAACUGGGCCACCAGAAUGUAACAUACGCAAAGCGACGUCCUUUAUUCUACAUCGAGAGAUGGAGAAAUCUUCAAAGACUCAACGGCUCGUGUUGCACUUCUUCUGUUCUGCAGCCUCAGUAAAAGGAUCGUCUAUCGCAGUAUUCAUCAGAGCUCUUGUCCAUCAAAUUGUCUCGACUUCACCACAGGCUAAGCAGAUGCCAAUCAUUCGCACAUUUCUGAGGAGUAUUUUGAGUCAUACUUUUAAAAGGAUGUCUCCGAAUCUAACGCGACGAUUCUCAUUCACAGACUCGAAUUCCAAUAUAAAAAACUUACUCGAGUCUCCAGAUGACAGCUUAUGGACAGCUCUAUGGGCCAUCAUGCCGACAGAACGAAUUCCGGAAUUAUCCAUUGUCAUCGAUGGAAUUGAACAUAUUCGUGACCAGAGAGGCAAAUUCAUCCGGAGAAUCCGCGAAUUUGUCCAAGACCUACAACGAACGUCCAAGGCGAAGAUUCUACUCACUAGUGGGCUAGAAUCAGAUACUGCUCAAAUAUUCAACGGGUUGCCUCAUAUCGAAUACGAUAGAGAAAGAAAAGAAUGUCUUUCCAGCCUUUGCUUCGUCAACACCCGCUUUAGCAAAAUCGUAAAGGCAUCUGAGGGCACUUUUGAGUGGCUCUGGGAACACGCACAAUACAAUGCAUGGUCAAAACCAAGCGUCUCCCGUGUACUGCUGAUUCAGGGAAAACCUGGGAGUGGCAAAAGCACUCUUACACGGUAUUUCAAUGAACACAUACUUGAACGGGAACCAGCCGCAGAGUCAGCCGUCAUAGCCAGAUUCUUUUACAGCUAUAGAGAGGAUAUCCUUCAAAGAAGCCAUUACAACAUGCUACGGUCCAUCAUCCAUGAUAUCUUAUACCAGGAUGAAGCCUUCUUUUAUCAUCUUCAACCAGAGUAUCGUCUCCAGCCUCGUAGUGACACCGGUGUCGAUUGGGAAUAUGAGUCGUUAAAACGUAUCCUCAAAUCCUUACGCGACUACUCCUUGCGGCGACCACUCUAUCUAAUCAUUGAUGCGGUGGAUGAAUCUGAAUACGAGGAUAGACGCAAUAUUCUCAAACUUUUGUUUCAACUGUGUGCGGAGAUGAAACACGGCGUCGUGAAAGUUUUCAUAACGAGCCGGCCAGUAGAACAGCUCGACGUCCGCCAGAAGAAUGUCAACAACAUGAUACAGCUACACGAAGAGACCGUGUCCGACAUUUCUCGUUUCGCGCGCUCUAUGUUAGACGACCUGCAUAUCUCGCGCCUUCUGGCUAAAGCUACAGAUUUCAUCAUCAAGAACGCACACGGGGUGUUCCUAUGGGUGAAGCUUGUUGGAGAUCAACUGAAAGCCUCUAUAGAGGUUGGUGAUUCUGAAGACGUCAUUUUUCGAUGCCUCGAACAGCUUCCCACGGAAUUGGACGAUUUUUACAAGCUGAUGUUUAAGAGCUUGAGCGAGAACAAACCAUAUAUUCCAGAAUCAAAACAAAUGUUUCAAAUUGUUCUCUGGGCAGUGAGACCUCUGACGGUAAACGAGUUGCUGCACGCCUUGGCCAUGUCGCGUGUUGCGGAUAUCGAAUCUGACCUUUCCGACGAUGUCUUUGACGGACGAAUUCCAACCAAGACACGCAUCACUCAUUGCGGAGGGAAUUUCUUGGAAGUCAAGCAGCCGUAUGGUGCCUCCUUGGCAAAUGCCCGUUCCAGUACCUCAUACCCUCGAACUGAUAACUCUAUUGGGAACGAGGUUGUUCAGGCCAUGCAUCAAACCGUGCGCGACUUCUUCCUCAGCUCCAGCGGAUGCGUAGCAAACUCAGAGUUGCGUAUGAGCGACGACGAGGACGCUCACAUUUUCAUGUCUAAAAUCUGUAUUCGCUAUCUCAUGCUCUGUGUUGCCUGUACUGCUUUGGCAAAGACACUACCUUCUCUCGAAUCGUGGACUUGGGAGCACUUUUAUGAGUAUGCCAAAUACCUACAAAAAAGACCGUUUGCAAAAUAUGCUCUGUGUUUCCUUAAGCAUCAUAUGAGCCACUGUCACCAAGACACAAGGGUUUCGUAUCUUGCCAUUCGACUAACAAACAGCCUGACCGGCAACCCAUCGUCCUACUUGUUGGACAGCUGGGUUUUAUCAAAUAUGGGGACGAGGGUUCAAGAUUCACAUCCCAAUGAGCACGAAAGAAAAGCAAUGGAAUUCAGGGCUCAAGCCUUACACGCCGCAGUUUGGAACGACUUUCCCGUGGCCGUCGAGAUCUUGCUGACAGCUGGGACCAACAUCAACUCGAGAUGCGAGAAAGAGCGCACAUUUCUGUCAUUGGCAGCCGAACGAGGGCAUGAAGCCGUGGUAGAUUUACUACUCGCACACCAUGGCAUCGAGGCUGAUACAACAGAUAUAGAUGGGCGGACACCGCUCUCGUGGGUUGCAGAAAAGGGCCACCAUACGAUUGCUGAGAUGCUGCUGGCCCGCAAUGAUGUUGCUCCUAACUCAAGAGAUAUGGAUGAACGGACACCGCUAUCGUGGGCUGCCGAGCAAGGACAUGGAUCUGUGGUACAACUGCUGCUUGCUUGCAGUGACGUUGAUGCUGAUUCUGCGGAUAAAUGGCAACAAACACCGCUGUCAAAGGCGGCCGAAAAGGGACACAAGACCAUUGCCGACAUGUUGAUCCAUCAUAAUGUUGUUGCUAUUUCGAGAGAUGAACACGGACGGACACCGCUAUGGCUGGCUGCGGAACAAGGACAUGAAGAAAUAGUAGAGUUACUGCUUGCUUUGAACAACGGCGAGGCCGAUGAAAGCGAUCGAUAUGGACGAACAGCACUGUCGCGAGCAGCUGGGCAAGGGCGCGAUGCCAUUGUGAAACUUUUGCUAAACCGCAACAUUGCCAGGGCGGACUCGAAGGAUCAAUACAACCGGACGCCUUUAUCAUGGGCGGCUCGACAGGGACACGACAGCAUAGUGACAUUGUUACUUGAACGCAAUGACGUCGAGCCAGACUCGAAGGAUUUUGAUGGCAGGACGCCGUUAUCUUGGGCGGCGUGGUGUGGACAACACAACGUAGUAAAGCUUCUACUUGACCACAGUGACGUUCAAGUCGCGUCAGAAAAGAAACCCCAACGAAAACUGUUGCUAUCGAAGUUUGCGCGCUAUUACAAAGGCGCCAAGAAGCGCUUCGUUGGCCGUAAGGGCGUCGAAGCGGAUUCGAGAGACGAUUAUGGACAAACGCCACUAUCCCGAGCAGCCGAGCAAGGACACGAAGCCGUGGUAAAGCUGUUGCUUGAUCGCAAAGACGUCGAAAUCAAUUCACGAGACAUGAAAGGGCGGACACCACUGUCUUGGGCAGCUGAUCAAGGGCACCAUGACGUGGUAAAGCUGUUGCUUGCUUAUAAGAAGAUUGAGGUCGAUUCCAAAGAUGCAUCUAGACGAACGCCUUUGUCUCGAGCAGCUGAACAGGGGCACCGGGACGUGAUGGAAUUGUUGCUGUCCCGUAAUGAGGUUGAUGUUAAUUCGAGAGAUGAGGAUGGAUGGACGCCAUUAUUUUGGGCAGCUAGGCAUGGGCAUCGGGGUGUAGUGAAGCUUCUUCUUAUGCACAAAGAUGUGAAGACUGAUUUAGAGGAUGUAUCUGGACGGACGCCGUUAUCUUUGGCUGCCCGGAGUGGACAUGCGGAAGUGGAACAUUUGCUUGGUGCAGUUUCCAUCUUUUCAUGA